GCACCCCGUCUCCAUCCUCCGCAGUCUCCUUCUCUCCUGCCCGUCAGACUGACUGAGUGACUUGCAGAUCACCACACUGACAACCAAACUAACCUGCUAACUGAGCGGCACCAGCUGAUUUCCCCUCAUCACGGGAGCACCACAGCAUGUGAAUGGCGACAGAAAGCAGCAGAGUUGUUACAGCAGAGGAGCAGGAGGAGCUCCCUGCCUCUGGAGCUGUCUCUCACCACACACACACCCGAAGUCAGAGCCACAUCCAGUUUCAGCCUCUGACACAUACAUCUCACUGGCAGGCUCCUCGCGCCCUUGCUCACACAAGGAGUCACAGCCACACUCACUUCAACAACACCCCAGCACACACACAGUCGCAGAGGUACGGCUGUCGCCUCACACACAGUCUCUCAGCCAUGGCUAAGGGAGAGAGGGGAGUGCAGGGCUCUGAAGGGAAGCCCAGUGAACCUUUGUUUCCCAAAACUUCUCAGCAGACUGACCUGAGCCAGAAGUUGUCAUUAUGCAGCAAAUUGUGUUUUGCCAUCGGCGGCGCACCCAAGGAAGUGGCUGCCAGCGCCACAGCCUUCUUCCUGCAAAUCUACCUGCUUGAUGUUGCUCAGAUUAAUGCCUUCCAGGCCUCCAUGGUGCUGUUCAUCGGUAAAGUCUGGGGUGCAGUGACCGAUCCUGUCGUUGGUUUCUUCAUUACAAAAAGCAAAUGGACCAGGAUUGGAAGACUCAUGCCCUGGAUGGUGGGUUGCACACCUUUCCUGGUGAUCUCGUACUUCUACCUCUGGUACGUUCCUCCUUUCAGUGGCGGCAGGUUCAUCUGGUACCUUGGCUUCUACUGCCUCUACCAAACCCUCAUCACUUGCUUCCACGUGCCUUAUUCUGCUCUCACCAUGUUCCUGAGCACGGACCAGAAGGAAAGAGACUCAGCCACUGCCUACCGAAUGACAAUGGAGGUCCUGGGGACGCUUGUGGGCGCUGCCAUCCAGGGACAGAUUGUGGCCAGCGCUCACACUCUGAAGCACUGCCCUACCAACAACAUGUCGGCCGGUUACCUUGGCAACAGCAGCGGGGCAGAGAUAGUCAAGAGCCUGGUGCACUCCAAGGAGUACCUGUCACAUGCUAAGCAGGUGUACACGAUAGCUGCCGGCGUCAUAGGAGGAGUAUUUGUCAUCUGCACUGUGGUGAUGUUCCUGGGAGUCAAAGAGAGAGACGAUCCAUAUGCCCCGAAGACCGAGAAGCAGGUCUCUUUCCAGCAGGCCUUCAUCCUAGUGAUGAGACACGGGCCAUACCUCACUCUCACCGCUGCAUUCCUCUUCAUCACUGUCGCCAUUCAGCUGAUCCAGAGCAACUUUGUCCUCUUCUGCACUUAUGCUGCCGACCUGAGGGAUCACUUCCAGAAUAUUGUACUGACCAUCCUGGUAUCUGCAGUGAUAAGCAUUCCUCUGUGGCAGUGGUUUCUGCAGAGAUUUGGGAAGAAGACAGCAGCUUUUUGUGGCAUCACUUGGAUCCUGCCCUUCACGUUGAUGUUGGUGUUCAUCCCUAACGUCAUAGUGGCUUACGUCGUGGCUGUCUCCUCCGGACUCAGUGUGGCUGCGUCACUCCUCAUGCCAUGGUCUAUGUUGCCAGAUGUGGUGGAUGACUUCAGGCUGGCCAACCCCUACUGUAAAGGCCAUGAAGCCAUCUUCUACUCCUUCUAUGUCUUCUUCACCAAAUUCGCCUCUGGGAUCUCCCUGGGAGUGUCCACCCUCUGCCUGGAGUUUGCAGGGUAUGACACUGGCGCCUGCAAGCAGCCUCCUCCUGUGGUGUACACCCUGAAGCUGCUGAUCGGUGCCGCCCCAGUGGCUUUCAUUGUCACAGGCUUGAUGAUCCUGCUUUUCUAUCCCAUCAGCGAAGACGUACGGCUUAGGAAUAAACUCUGCCUGGAGGAGCUAAGGAAACAAAGCAUCGGCUCCAGAACGGUGGAAGAUUUGAGUAACGUGUGACCUGAACUUUGAAUGGAGUGAACACAUGAAGCCAUGGAUUCCAGUAAUGCGGCUGGAAAGUUGCUCACUAGUGUAUAUUACACUGCUAAAUAG
Molecule: messenger RNA, 2075 nt
Organism: Archocentrus centrarchus (flier cichlid)
Lineage: Eukaryota; Metazoa; Chordata; Actinopteri; Cichliformes; Cichlidae
Gene: mfsd2b
Product: MFSD2 lysolipid transporter B, sphingolipid
Exons: 15
Coding region: 153-1982 (609 amino acids)
Biological process (GO): carbohydrate transport; lipid transport
Cellular component (GO): plasma membrane
Molecular function (GO): sphingolipid intramembrane carrier activity; symporter activity
Source: RefSeq, a predicted model, not a curated record